CCUGCACGUGACAAUCUCUUCAUUCUCCCAAUAUAAACCCGCCACAAACUGGGGAAGCAGACCCCUACAAUGGCGACAGCCGGCAACGGGGAAGUUAUGGGAAAAGAAGACGCAAAAGAAGGUACCGGAAAGAUACUAUGGUUAUUUCCGAGACUCCGUUUUUCCAAUCAAGAACCGAAGAAACCGAAUGUUGAGGUUAGAGAGGAAGUGAAACUCCCGAAAAAUCCACCGCCAAGGAGCGUUUUUUUUGGCAUUCGCCAGACUUCUCUACCUCCGUUGGAGGCGGAGGCGUUGGAGAGCGUCGGAAGGACCUCCAACCCUGCAAUUCUUUGGCAGUGUAAUGGAAUUUGUUCUAAAAUCUUAUUUCUGCUUAUGUGUUCAUCAGAGUCAAGGCCUUGUUUCGUUAUCGUCAUGGAUGUCAUCAUAGUGCAUAUUGUUAUAAGAUGCGAAGGGUGUCGAGAGUACAGUGCUGCAAUCUAUGGUAUAUUUUGUGAUUGUUCUCCCAGUUUUAAUAAGAUUGCUUGACGGACAAAGUUGUGUUAUUCUGGUGUAGGGUGAGAAGAGGUAGUUUUUUUGUGCAUCUGAUAUAUUUAAACCAACGGAACUUUGAUGAUUGUUUAUGCUUGGUUACGCCUGCAAGGCCAGUUACCUAUGUAACUAAGACAUUAUUGUCAGUUAAUGCUAAUUCUGGGAUGUUAAUAUAACUUAUUUUAAUAGAUUUUUUUGUCUUUAAAGCUUGGACAAUCAUGUGCAAAUGGCUUUUGCCCAUUGUCCCUCACUGUACUCAGCUGUUGGUCAUUGUUUCCAUCUCAUUUGUCUUGUUCUCUUUCCUUAGUUUUCGCUUCUGCUAGUUCUUUGCCUUUAAGCAAUAAUUUGUGCAGUACUUCUUUAUGAUAAUCUUUUAACAGAAAGGCUUUCAGCUUACUUUCAGAUUGCUAGUGAUUUAUUUCUUCAUCAUACGGUUGUGGUUGAUGGAGAAUGCCUUGCAUUAAAAUGUGAAACAGCUGACAUAUUCCUUCUGUUUUUGUAUUGUAUCAUUGCUUACUACUGAGCAUCCUAGAUGAGAUAACCUACGAAAAUGUUUGUUUUAACUUCAAUCUUCUCUCCUCCAGCCAUGGUUUGUUUUUGCUGAUUGAAUUAGAGUAUAUCUUCUUUCAGGUUUAUGUUCUCAGUGGUUUCCUUGUACUAAACUGGGUGUGGACAAGAUGGAAGGAGAGAAAGAAGGGUGGAGAUGAGAAGGGUUCAUCAGAUGAUGAUCACUCUCCAGCUGACGAUGAUGAGUAUUCUCAUUUCUCAGAUUGAAUGAACAACAGUCCUUAGGUCUACAAUGUUUCCUACCUGUCUCAUCCUUUUCCUUUUUGGUUUCACUAGCGAGGUGAAUUGGAAGUUAGUAUAGUUUUUAUGCAUUGAAUGCUAUCCUCACCUUUGUGUAUGUAAUGCUUUAACAAAUAUAUUGCUUCUUGGUUU
Messenger RNA from Rubroshorea leprosula, 1467 nucleotides. NCBI's taxonomy places the organism in Eukaryota, Viridiplantae, Streptophyta, Magnoliopsida, Malvales, Dipterocarpaceae. The record is from the annotation of a GenBank genome assembly.